UAUAGCCAGUGGUCAGAUUUCUGAGUAUAUUGGGCGCAAAGGGUCUUUAAUGAUCGCCACCAUUCCUAAUGUCAUCGGCUAGCUUGCCAUAUCAUUUGCCAAACUGCUUUGUUUCUUCCGCAAUUUUUAGCUGGUGCCGAAUACGGAUUUGGUCAAAGGUCCUCAGCCCAUGGAAGUAGCUCAAGUGGAGCCGGCGAGUACAGUUGAUAAUCAGCCAGUGGAGGAGCCUCCAACAAUGAAAUUCACUUGGACAAUUGAGAGCUUUUCUAGGUUGCACACCAAAAAGCACUACUCUGACAUGUUCAUCGUCGGUGGUUAUAAAUGGCGGAUACUGAUUUUUCCUAAAGGAAACAAUGUGGACUACUUGUCAAUGUAUUUGGAUGUAGCGGAUUCGCAGGCUUUGCCUUAUGGUUGGAGUAGAUAUGUGCAAUUCAGCUUGGCUAUAGUUAAUCAGAUUCACAACAAGUACUCAAUUAGAAAGGGGAAAGGACUGCCCUGUUUCUGGCUGAAUGCAAUGAAGAACAAUGACAUGCUAUCUGAGGAGAGCAGCCAAGUGUAGACUUCAAAAAGAUUAGUGCCUCAUGUUCACCAGUUCAAGGGUAGCAGCUCCAGGUACACAUAAAUUUCCCUUUUUCUCUUAAAUAGAAAAUUACUGCAACAUUCUUUAAAUGUCUCUCAAACUUGGGUUAAGUCCACUAUCUGCACCCCUCAAAUUAAAUUGUACAAGAACCUGAAUCUAGUUUCAGAUCUAGGACAUCAAAAAGGUCUAAAACUCACUGUGGUGAAUUUUGUUGUUGUUUGAUAGUGUUAGUGCACAAACUGGCUGCUUAUAAAUAUCUCUCUGGUGUUCUAUUUUCAGAGUGCAUCACACAUCAUAUUCAGUCUCUUAAGGUAAGUUCUAAGUUUGAAUUGGAUGUUUGAAUUGGUUAAUGACUUAAUGGGUAGUUGGGUACUGAAUCUAUUUCAAUAUUUUGCAAUUGGAUUGAACAAUUGGAGUAUUGGACAAUUUGAACUUUGAAGAGAAGAAUUUGUUCUUCAGUGAUUCACUUCUUCGUAUCUGUUUGAAUGAGUUUGCUACUUCUAAUUUUGGUACUUAGUCUUGAUUUGGAUGAGUUAGCUACUUCUAAUUUUGCUUAUUUACGUGAGUUUUUCUAUUUGGCUGAGAUUGAUUUUGUUUUGUGUUUUCCUCUUGUAAAUCAUAGUGAUUUUCAUUGCUGGUAGUCUGGUACAUAUGAUAUGCUGCUUUCCUUUUCGUAUUGUAUGAUGACGAGUUAAGUACAAGGUUAGUACAGGUCCAAAAUGAUGAUGCUUAUUAUAUAUGAAGCUUGUCGCCUCCAUUGCUUAAUGUCUAAAAUAAGAGAUCCCAGGUCUGUUAGUGUUAGUUAACGCUCUGCUGGUUCAUUUUUCAUUUUUGUAAGUUGCCGUUUCAAUUGGUUAAUGCUCUAUUGCUCUACCAU
Molecule: messenger RNA, 1457 nt
Organism: Rosa chinensis
Lineage: Eukaryota; Viridiplantae; Streptophyta; Magnoliopsida; Rosales; Rosaceae
Product: ubiquitin C-terminal hydrolase 12-like
Exons: 7
Coding region: 170-559 (129 amino acids)
Molecular function (GO): protein binding
Source: RefSeq, a predicted model, not a curated record